Messenger RNA from Colletotrichum spaethianum, 540 nucleotides. RefSeq lists its product as uncharacterized. The record is from RefSeq and is a predicted model, not a curated record. The transcript is spliced from 2 exons. NCBI's taxonomy places the organism in Eukaryota, Fungi, Ascomycota, Sordariomycetes, Glomerellales, Glomerellaceae. Bases 1 to 540 code for a protein of 179 amino acids.
AUGUCUGUCAACCGCAAUGUCGAUUCCGUCAACAACAAGCAGGGCGAAUUCCACCCUAGCGUCCCUCGCUCCGAGCCUUUAACCACCAAGGGCCAUGCCCCGGGUACCAAGGUCGGAAACGAUGCCUACCCUGAGUUCCACGCUCAAACAUAUCCCGCCGGCACAGCACCCAAGGAGAACACCUUCCAGCCUAACGCUCAAGACACUCCUGGCCAGGCUCUGAACCCCGAGGCCAAGACCUACACCGCCGCUAACGACUUCCCCGGCGCUACCAGCGCAGAUGUCCACACCGGUCUCGGUAAGCCCAUGCAGGGUCAGACCAGCCGCGAGCUGCAUGGCGCUCACCCGGGAAACCGCAAAAAGGAGAGUGCAGGACUUGAGGGCCUCGGUGCCUCUGGCAAGGACAACUUCAGAGAACGUCGGCUAGAUGUUGAUCAGGAGCCCGAUUCUCGCGGUAAGACCAAGAACGCUUCCGCUGUUCCUGGCGCGGAAGAGCGUUUGCCCGCCUCUGCUGAGGAGGUUGCUAGCGAGCAUCGCUAG